AAGGACACAGGCGAACUCUCUUGCUAGAGACUAGAGAGGGUGAUAGGCUACUAGGCUAGGAGUGUGCUAUCCCUCGCGCACGGCAGCCAUGGAGCACAGCAGCCUCCUGCCUCUGGCGUCGCUGCUGGCAGGGUCGUGCGCCCUCCUCGCGGCCGCGGCCGCGGCUGCGGCGCUGCUCCUCGCCAUUUCCGCGUGGCUGCAGCGGCCGCGCCGCGUGGCGGGGGCCUUCCGGCGGCAGGGCAUCGACGGGCCCCCGCCGUCGUCGUUCCUGUCGGGGAACCUCCCGGAGAUGCAGGCGAGGGCGGCCGCCGCGGCGGUGGCGGAGACCGGCGGCCGGGACUUCGAGAAGGAAGGCUUCGACGACUACUGCAAGAGGAUCUUCCCCUACUUCGACAAGUGGAGGAAAGCCUACGGCGAGACGUACCUGUACUGGCUGCGCCGGCGCCCGGCGCUGUACGUGUCGGACCCGGAGCUGAUCCGCGAGAUCGGGCGGUGCGUGUCGCUGGACCUGGGCAAGCCCACCUACCUGCAGAAGGGCCAGGAGCCCCUCUUCGGCCGCGGCGUCCUCAAGGCCAACGGCGCCGAGUGGCACCGCCAGCGCAAGCUCAUCGCGCCCGAGUUCUACAUGGCCAAGGUCAAGGGCAUGGUGGAGCUGAUGGUGGACGCGGCGCAGCCGCUGCUGCGGUCGUGGGAGGGCAAGGUGGCCGCGGCGCCUGGCGGCGUCGCGGAGGUCGACGUCGACGACGACAUCCGGAGCUUCUCCUUCGACGUCAUCUCCAGGGCCUGCUUCGGCGGCGACUACUCCAGGGGGCGGGAGAUCUUCCUCCGCCUCAGGGCGCUGUCGGGCCUCAUGUCCGAGACCAGCGUCAUCUUCACCAUCCCCUCGCUCCGCCACCUGCCCACGGAGAAGAACCGGAGGAUCUGGAGGCUCACGCAGGAGAUCCGCUCCCUCAUCCUCCAGCUCGCCAGCGAGCGCCGCCGGGCGGGGGCGGGGGCGGCGGCGCCCGACUUCCUGGGCUCCAUCAUCGAGAACAGCCGGGGGCAGCCGCGCGCGGACGACUUCGUGGUGGACAACUGCAAGAACAUCUACUUCGCGGGCCACGAGACGAGCGCGGUCACCGCGACGUGGUGCCUCAUGCUCCUCGCCGCGCACCCGGAGUGGCAGGACCGCGCGCGCGCCGAGGUGCUCGAGGUCUGCGGCGGUGCCGCUGGUGCCGCCGCACCGGACUUCGACGCGGUCGCCAGGAUGCGGACGGUGCACGCGGUGGUGCUGGAGACGCUGCGCCUGUUCCCCCCCUCCUCGUUCGUGGUGCGGGAGGCGUUCCGCGACAUGCAGCUGGGGAAGCUGCGCGCCCCCAGGGGCACCUACCUCUUCGUGCCCGUCUCCACCAUGCACCACGACGCCGCCAUCUGGGGCCCCACGGCGCGCCGCUUCGACCCGGGACGGUUCCGGGACGGCGUCGCGGCGGCGUGCAAGCACCCGCAGGCGUUCAUGCCGUUCGGGCUUGGCGCGCGCACCUGCCUCGGACAGAACCUCGCGCUCGUCGAGGUCAAGGCGCUCGUGGCGCUCGUCCUGUCGCGGUUCGCGGUGGCGCUGUCGCCGGACUACAGGCACGCCCCCGCGUUCCGGUUCAUCAUCGAGCCGGAGUUCGGGCUGCGCCUCCUCGUCCGCCGCCUCGGCCAUGAGGACGACGGCCACUGAUGUCUCAUGUCUGAUGAUACGCCACGGGUAGAUGUUGAAGUGUUUGGAGUUGCGUUUUGUAAAGACGUACACUAGCUAACACGUGAAAAAAAAAGGAGAAGGAUUACCGUGACACAAUGAACACACAGGCAAUAACAAGGUUAUACGUACAUGAAGGAUAUGCAGUAGUAAAACCGAUGAACCUGUCAGUACUACAAGGCGCCUGACUACCUGAGUUUCAGUGUACAUAUACCUUCUUGUUUCAGCUGUUUAAUUGACAUCAGUACUGGUUUGUAACACAGAAAUUUCACGAGCAAACAGUGAAUGACUUGGAUUGACGGC
Molecule: messenger RNA, 2023 nt
Organism: Setaria italica (foxtail millet)
Lineage: Eukaryota; Viridiplantae; Streptophyta; Magnoliopsida; Poales; Poaceae
Product: cytochrome P450 714D1
Exons: 3
Coding region: 89-1702 (537 amino acids)
Molecular function (GO): oxidoreductase activity, acting on paired donors, with incorporation or reduction of molecular oxygen; monooxygenase activity; iron ion binding
Source: RefSeq, a predicted model, not a curated record